This is a messenger RNA of Colius striatus (speckled mousebird), 2972 nucleotides long. It is a transcript of the gene FBXO45, whose product is annotated as F-box protein 45. NCBI's taxonomy places the organism in Eukaryota, Metazoa, Chordata, Aves, Coliiformes, Coliidae. Gene Ontology annotation, biological process: synapse assembly involved in innervation; proteasome-mediated ubiquitin-dependent protein catabolic process. The transcript has 3 exons. The record is from RefSeq and is a predicted model, not a curated record. The coding region runs from base 16 to 813 and encodes 265 amino acids. Gene Ontology annotation, cellular component: SCF ubiquitin ligase complex; synapse. Gene Ontology annotation, molecular function: protein binding.
GCGGCGAGGGAGGCGAUGGCGGCGGGCCCCGGCGGCGGGGGGGCGGCGGGAGGGCCGGGCUGGCGGCUGCCGGGGCGGGUGCUGGAGCUGGUCUUCUCGUACCUGGAGCUGCGGGAGCUGAGGAGCUGCGCGCUCGUCUGUAAGCUGUGGCACCGCGUCCUGCACGGCGACGAGAACAGCGAGGUGUGGCGCAGCUUGGCGGCCCGCUGCCUGGCCGAGGAGGCCCUGCGCACCGACAUCCUCUGCAACGUGCCCACCUACAAGGGCAAGGUCCGUGCCUUCCACCACGCCUUCAGCACCAACGACUGCUCGCGGAAUGUCUACAUCAAGAAGAACGGCUUCACGCUGCACCGCAACCCCAUUGCCCAGAGCACGGACGGGGCACGGACCAAGAUCGGCUUCAGCGAGGGCCGGCACGCCUGGGAGGUGUGGUGGGAAGGCCCGCUGGGCACCGUGGCCGUCAUCGGCAUCGCCACCAAGCGCGCGGCCAUGCAGUGCCAGGGCUACGUGGCCCUGCUGGGGAGCGACGACCAGAGCUGGGGCUGGAACCUGGUGGACAAUAACUUGCUGCAUAACGGAGAGGUCAACGGCAGUUUCCCCCAGUGCAAUAACGCGCCCAAAUACCAGAUAGGCGAAAGGAUUCGAGUUAUCCUGGACAUGGAAGACAAAACGUUAGCCUUUGAGAGGGGCUACGAGUUCUUGGGAGUUGCCUUCAGAGGACUGCCGAAAGUUUGCCUGUAUCCAGCGGUGUCUGCUGUGUAUGGUAACACGGAAGUGACUUUGGUCUACCUGGGGAAGCCUCUGGAUGGAUGAUGACGCGGAUCGCUUCCCUGGCACAUCGAGCUGUGGAUGAUUGGGAGGACAGAUCUGCAUGUUGGUUAGAGGGAAACGCGUAUUAGAGGGGGAAAACCAAACAAAGACCGAGUGGGGGUGUGUCUGAGAACCAUCGAGGGAACCGCACAGAGUUCUGAAACAGAGCCAUACUUCAGGAGCUGGGUUACACUUCCUCUUUCUACCGGGCCAGAACAAUCCUCAGGGUUGCAGUUGGAGCAGUGGGAAGCUGACACGUGCUUGUUGCAUCAGAUUUCCUUGUGAAGGCCGGCGUUUCAGAACCCCUCUGACACCGAACUGCCGGAGAGAGUUCACUGGGGAUGUGUAGGUAGCGUGUUUUGUGAGAGACUCCUGUUUCCAAACUGCUUGUUCCUUCCCUGCCCUCCCCGGGGCCGGCGUGAGCACCGCUGCAGGGCUGCUCUGGCUGGGUUUUCCUUACCGUUUUUACCACACCGAGAAGCAUGGUGUGCCUGGGCUGCCCUUCUCUCCCUGGGCGACACAAAACGCGUGCAGCUAUUUUUAAGUGUAUUUUAAAGCUUGUGUAUAUAUCUAGAACAGGUUGAAAAGAGCAGUUCAAAGAAAGGGUUUGCUUUAUUCUAACUGGGACAUGGUUUCCUGAAGGAAAGAGACCCCCCCAACUACGGAGGCAUGAGAAGAUACACCUCGGCCAGGUAGAUGCCAUUGAUGUAAGUGUACUUCUGCUGUUGUAUUGUCAAGCAUUUUGGGAUGCUCUUGUGGAGUAUGGUGCUGCUUUGGGUCAGUUCCUGUGAAAGUUUCCAUAGUUGUAGCCACAGUUUUGUUCUCUGUAGGAAAGGCAAAAGGCUUUCCCUGUGCCUUCCCUUGGGCCAGGAUCUGCGGUCCCUUUGGGAAGGGCCGCUGCCACACAGCGUGGGGCUGUCUUCCUUUCCACCUCACAAAACAUGACUUUUACAGGCAUUCUUAACACUUUAUGAUCACUGAUGGCAGAAUGUUUCAAAGUGAUGAGAAGAGAGCGUUCAGUUUCUGAGUCCAGACCCGGGUGUUCACCUGUUUGCUUUCAGUCAGGACGAGUGAAACUCUCCCCAGCCCUCUGUUGGGGAUUCUAGAUUGGGUUCAACGUUUGGGCUUUUCACUUGCACCCUCUGAAAGUCAAGUGGGAGCCCCAUGGUGCGCUGGUGUGUGCUCCUAGGAAGCUGUGGGGAAAGGAGGGACUUUCUGGGGAAACUAGGCAAGUUAAAGGCCAUCUGUAAGCCCUGUGAUUGGCUCUUGGCUCUUGUUUCUUGUUGGUCAGUGUUGCCCAGAGCUAUCUGAACCAUUUCACAGCUGGGCAUGCUUUUUCAGAGGAGGAGAGGGAAACAUUUAUAGCACCUCUUUUUGCUUGACUUGUGUGAGAGAAUGUGAAUUGCUCAAUAUGGGACACUGGCUGUUCUCUGAGCACGGAGGAGAGAGGAAUCCCCCUUAGGGCAGUGAGUGAGGCUCCUUUGCUACUGCUGAGCCAUCCCAGGAGUGCUUUUCACCUAGCAGGUGCCCCAGUUAUGCACUGGAGCAGUGUGUAGGUCAUUACCGUUUAAAAGGGGUUUAUAGUAUUUAUUUGCUUAUUGCUUCAAGGCAAACAUCGAGGUCUGUUGCUCUUGGCUGUGAUAAAGGAAGGAAAUACACGGUGGGAAAUGAAGAUGUUUUAAGUGGUGCUGAGAAGUACCAGGGAAAUCACAUGGGUCAGGCACACGAGGACCUUCUGGAGAAACCUGUUACAAGCAGUGGCUGUACUAGAUCAUGGGGUGUGUGUGUAUCUGUGCAGCAGAGCCAUAGGGGAAAAAAGCUCUCAGCCCCCUGUGCCGUGUCAGAAAAUCCAUCUGUCCCUGAGCCGAGUGUGUUCUCAGCACUGUCCUGAGACAAGGCUUCUGCUUGUCCCUGAACCCAGUUAGAUGUGAGGAAACCCUGAGAGCUCCUGAGGAGUCUUGUUCACAAAUUGAGACUGAUUUCCGUUCUUCAGCCCGCGUCUUACCCUAUAAAUAAUAUCCCUCUGGAUUAGAAAUGCUGGAAGUUGAACAUUCCUGAAGGGUGGGUUUGGGGGGAACUCACUUGUGUAAGACUAUAACUUAUUCCUGGAGACCAAUGCUGGCUGUACAAAGUAUUAAAAUAAACUCUGCUGUAAUUGAGAA